UGCGUGGCUCCUUGUCCCUCGUCCAAGAUGGCUGCGUCCAUCGCGCGGCGCUUGCGGCCCUUGGUGGCCUGCCAGGGGCUCCUGCCUCGGGGAGGCUGCGUCUGCAACCAGAACCCAAGAAGAAGUUUCGCGACGGAGAAAGGACACCGGAACCUCCUGUACGAGCAUGCACGCGAGGGCUACAGCGCGCUCCCUCAGCUGGACAUGGAGCCGCUGUGCGCAUGCCCUGAAGAGGCCGCGCGUACCCUCGAGCUCCGCAAAGGGGAGCUGCGGCCGGAAGACCUGCCGGCGAUCAUCACGACGUGGCAGGAGCUGAGGCAGCUGCGGGAGCAGAUCCGGAGCCUGGAAGAGGAGAAGGGGGCCGUGGCCGAGGCUGUGCGGGCCCUGCUGGUGAACCAGGACGGCAGUCAAGUGCAGCAGGUGCAGUUGGAUUCUGGUCCUGGCUCCGUAUUUGGUCCUUCUCUCUUAUUCCCAGACCGGCUUUCUCCCCCCGGGAAUGGGGAGGCAGGGGAGGCCAGGCUCGAGGAGCAGUUCUACCUGCGAGCGCUGAGGCUGCCCAACCAGACCCACCCAGACGUGCCCGUUGGGGACGAGAGCCAGGCCCGAGUGCUCCACGUGAUCGGAAACAAGCCAGCUUUCUCCUUCCAACCCCGAGGCCACCUGGAAAUCGCCGAGAAACUCGACGUCAUCCGGCAGAAGCGUCUGUCCCACGUGUCCGGCCACCGCUCCUAUUACCUGCGCGGGGCUGGGGCCCUCCUGCAGCACGGCCUGGUCAACUUCACACUCAACAAGCUCGUCCAUCGGGGCUUCACCCCCAUGACGGUGCCAGACCUUCUCCGAGGAGCUGUGUUUGAAGGCUGUGGGAUGACGCCAAAUGCCAACCCAUCCCAAAUUUACAACAUCGACCCCUCCCGCUUUGAAGACCUCAACCUAGCUGGGACAGCAGAGGUGGGGCUUGCAGGCUACUUCAUGGACCACUCCGUGGCCUUCAGGGACCUGCCAAUCAGGAUGGUUUGUUCCAGUACCUGCUACCGGGCGGAAACACACACGGGGAAGGAGCCGUGGGGGCUGUAUCGAGUGCACCACUUCACCAAGGUGGAGAUGUUUGGGGUAACAGGCCCUGGACUGGAGCAGAGCUCGCAGUUGCUGGAGGAAUUCCUGUCCCUUCAGAUGGAGAUCUUGACGGAGCUGGGCUUGCACUUCCGGGUCCUGGACAUGCCCACCCAGGAACUGGGCCUUCCUGCCUACCGCAAGUUCGACAUUGAGGCUUGGAUGCCAGGCCGUGGCCGCUUUGGCGAGGUCACCAGUGCUUCCAACUGCACAGACUUCCAGAGCCGCCGCCUCCACAUCAUGUUCCAGACGGAGGCCGGGGAGCUGCAGUUUGCCCACACGGUGAAUGCCACAGCCUGUGCUGUCCCCCGCCUCCUCAUCGCCCUCCUGGAGAGCAAUCAGCAAAAGGACGGCUCAGUCCUCGUGCCCCCUGCCCUCCAGCCCUACCUAGGCACCGACCGGAUCACGGCCCCCACCCACGUGCCUCUCCAGUACAUCGGCCCCAACCAGCCACAGAAGCCCAGGCUCCCAGGCCAGCCUGCCUUGAGCUGAGGACUCAUCCUUAUCAGCCACCAGGGUCAUCAUUGUUUCCUGGAGCUCAGGGGCCCUGGACCCCUGGGACCUGUUGUCCUGGGCCUGUCCUGACAUCUGCAUGCCUCACGUCAGCUCCACUCCUGGGCCUCUGGACUCCAGGACCCACCUCUCUUCCUUCCCUUUUUCCUCAGAAUCAGUCAGUGGCCAAGUUCGACUGACUGGGGGCCCAGCCUGCACUGGGAAGCAGGACAUCUGGGGACUUGCAGGUUGUAGGGAUGGGGGAAGGGGAGAGGCCUCCAUGCCUCCUUUCUUCUUCCCUCCCUCAGUGCUUAGCAGAAAGUUCCCAAUAAAUGGUCAGAACAAA
Pteropus alecto (black flying fox) is the source of this 1948-nucleotide messenger RNA. RefSeq names its product seryl-tRNA synthetase 2, mitochondrial (gene SARS2). The record is from RefSeq and is a predicted model, not a curated record. Gene Ontology annotation, molecular function: ATP binding; serine-tRNA ligase activity; tRNA binding. NCBI's taxonomy places the organism in Eukaryota, Metazoa, Chordata, Mammalia, Chiroptera, Pteropodidae. Gene Ontology annotation, biological process: mitochondrial seryl-tRNA aminoacylation. The coding region runs from base 28 to 1602 and encodes 524 amino acids. Gene Ontology annotation, cellular component: mitochondrion. The transcript is spliced from 17 exons.